Messenger RNA from Adineta ricciae, 1782 nucleotides. Lineage: Eukaryota; Metazoa; Rotifera; Eurotatoria; Adinetida; Adinetidae. The record is from the annotation of a GenBank genome assembly.
AUGGCACCAAGACCAGUCAAUGUUCGCGUGGUUACAAUGGAUUCGGAACUUGAAUUUGCCAUACAACCGAAUACCACUGGCAAACAACUAUUCGAUCAAGUUGUUAAAACGAUUAACCUUCGUGAAAUUUGGUUUUUCGGUUUGUUAUUUACAGAUUCGAAAGAUUUUCCUUGUUGGUUGAAAUUGAACAAAAAAGUUCUUAGUCAAGAUCUUAAGAAAACACAUGAUCAACCAUUGUCAUUUAAAUUUCGUGCACGUUUCUAUCCUGAAGAAGUCUCCGAAGAACUUAUACAAGAUACUACUCAAAAACUCUUCUUUCUUCAAGUUAAAGAUUCAGUUCUUAGCGAUGAAAUCUAUUGUCCACCUGAAACAUGCAUUCUCCUCGCAUCCUAUGCCAUGCAAGCUAAACAUGGAGAUUAUAAUGAAAGUGUUCAUCGUCCAGGAACAUUACAGAACGAACGGCUUUUACCAAGACGAGUUAUGGAUCAAUAUCAAUUGUCAAUUGAUGAAUGGGUGAAACGUGUAGUGAACUGGUGGAAAGAGCACAGAGGUUUAGUAAAGGAAGAUGCUAUGCUUGAAUAUCUAAAAGUUGCUCAGGAUCUUGAAAUGUAUGGUGUUAAUUAUUUUGAUAUUAAGAAUAAAAAAGGCACUGAACUUUACCUUGGUGUCGAUGCGCUUGGUCUUAAUAUUUACGAUAAAAAAGACAAAUUAACACCGAAAAUAGGAUUUCCAUGGAGCGAAAUACAGAAUAUAUCGUUCAAUGAUAAGAAAUUCGUUAUAAAACCGAUGGAGAAGAAGUCUCCUCCUUUUAUUUUCUAUGCACCAAGAUUGCGCAUCAAUCGACGAAUUCUCUCGCUAUGUAUGGGUAAUCAUGAAUUAUACAUGCGCCGUCGAAAGCCCGAUCCGAUUGAUAUUCAAGAAAUGAAAGAAAAAGCAAACGAAGAAAGAGCAAUACGACAACGAGAACGCGAACGAGUUCAACGUGAAGCUGAACUUCGUCGGCAAGCUGAAAACGAUCGUGAAGAAAUGGGAAAACGAGUGCAGGAUCUGGAGAGAACGACAGAUGCUGCCAGACGAGAAAAACCGCCCCGAUUGUUUUUAAAAACAUCUGAUGAGGAAGAACCAAUCGAAGAGCAAAAUCAUAUGGCAAGAGAAUUAGAAGAAAAACGUCGAGAGGCCGAAAAUGCCGAACUUCGUUUGAAACAAGAACGCGAAGAAGCAGAACGAGAACAUCAAAGAAUGAUGGAUCGAAUCAACUAUGAACAAGAAGAGAGAGAAAAAAUCGUUCAAGAUAUCGAAAAAGUUCGUAUCUUAGCCGAGGAAAACGCCCAAGAGGCUCAACAAAAAGAGACUGAAGCAAGUCAACUCGAACAAGAGCUACGCGAAGCAAACAAAAGAGUUCUCGAUGCGAAAGAAAACAGCAAUGACAAUGGUCAUUUUGAUCGCGAAUACACCAGCCAUCUUAUAGAAGCCCCCGAAAGCGACGAUGAAGAAAACAGUACAACAAGUCCUUACGGCCAUGGAGUGGAGUUGUAUACGGAUGCGAGCGCACCACGUCACGAAGAAAAUCGUGUCAGUGUAGCGAAUCGUAAUCAAGAUAUCAAACGCAGACUUCAAGAAGAACGAAAUGAUCUCGGUCGACGACAACAAAGAGAAGAUACUCACGAAGAUAAAAUCUACCGAGAAAACAUCGCCGACAAAGGUAUCGACAAAUACAAGACAUUGAAGAAGAUUCGCGAAGGAACUGUUAAACGCCGUAUUGAUGAAUUCGAAGCGAUGUGA